This is a messenger RNA of Paramuricea clavata, 2056 nucleotides long. Lineage: Eukaryota; Metazoa; Cnidaria; Anthozoa; Malacalcyonacea; Plexauridae. The record is from the annotation of a GenBank genome assembly.
AUGGAAAUGGGAGUGGGGAGAGAUGGAAUGUCGGUUAUGUGUGAUAUUUUCAACAUGCCGCCUCCUUGCCAUCCUAAUGUUUGGAAACAUCAUGUGACUGCACUGUAUGAAGCCCACAAGAAAGCUGUUUCUGGGCAGUUGCAGGAAGCAACAGACAAAGUCUUUUCACGCCACAGUGACAAUGAGUCCGGUGUUGGAGAGAUUGCUGUGAGCUACGAUGGCACAUGGUCGAAACGAGUGUACACAGCAAACUUUGGUAUUGGCUUUGUUAUUUCAGCUGACACUGGCGAGGUACUUGACUAUGACUUUGAAUCAAAGAUAUGUAGAGAAUGUCAAAUAGCAAAGAAGGAUCUGGGUGAAGAUUCUCCUGAGUUUGAUAUUUGGUUUGGUGGUCACCAGGAACAAUGUACCCAAACUCACACUUGUUCAAGUGGAUCAAUGGAGUGCUCUAUCGCCAAGAAGAUAUGGGGCCGGUUAAAGGAGAACAAUCUGCACUAUAAGUUUAUGAUUAGUGACGGUGAUAUUAAAGCCUUUGCUAGUAUCUGGGAUACAUAUAGCCUGCGUAGCAGGCGUUUAGUGCGGGCAGGAGAAGAAAGGGCGUCGUUAAAUAAACGCCUGCCCAAAUGCCUAUGAUUAAUUUGUUCUUCUCCGAAGAAUCUUCGGAAAAGCUUCCCAUUGGUUAAUCUCGUUAACGGAAGUAAUUACAUAACUCAAAUAUCAACAAUAAUUUUGCUCACGUUGACACGUUUAUAGUCGCGUAUCAAAAAUAUGCCGCCAGUUAAUGCUUUCGAGGAAACUUACUUUUAUUUCAUGUAUUUAGGUUUCGAAAUUCAGUUGAACCAGAACAGAGAAAGUAUAUUAUUAAUUUGCUACGUGGAGAAGACGCCGGUUAUCGCUAUUCUUCCUAAGGAAUACGGAAAAGUUUGAUCUUUCAAUUAUACAUUUUAAAUAUAUCCUGAAUAUUUCUUUAAUAUAGUUGUCUUGUUAUUUGUUCACUUUAAAGUAUAAUUCAAGACCAGAUAGUUGAGGCUAUAUCACUUGGCAUUGCAGCUAUGGAGUUGAAUGAUGAUUUUAAGAAUAACAUUUCAAAACAUGCUCAACUGUUAUAUUUGCUAUACGGCAGAAUACGUUAAACAAUCGUGGUUCAGGAGUCUUUUAAAAGAUAAAAGCGGAACUGAGGAAGAAAGUAACCAAGCCGAAGGAUGGGAAAUCGGUGAAGGGGAGCAAACAUCGACUGACAGACAAAGUGAUAGAUAAGCUCCAUACAUACUAUGCCAAUGUAAUCAGAGCAAAUGUCAAACCUGGGAAGCUAACUGCACAACAUCAAAAGGAGCAAAUAUCCAUCAUGCAACAGGCUAAAAUGGCAGUUCUAUACCAUUCAUGUGAACUUAUUGAUGACAAAGAGAGACACAAAUUUUGUCCAUCGGGACCAGAUAGUUGGUGCUCUCAUAAAAGAGAAGGAAAAUUUCAGAGAAAGGACCAUCAUUUAGACGCAGUUUUCUUGGAGUUUCUGGUCCCUGAAUUCAAGCGUGUGAGUCAUUAUUCUCUUUUGCUUCGUUGCCUUCCCGGUUAUUCGCAGAAUGUCAACGAGAGCUUGAACAGUCUUGUGUGGAAUCAUGCCCUUAAACACCGAUUUAAAGGGCCUCGGUUUAUUGAAAUUGCUGCUAUGUCAGCUGUGCUGGCCUUCAAUUGUGGUGCUGCAUCACGACAGGAUGUCAUGAAGGCUGCAAACAUCCCUGGUGGUGAGUUCACCCUGGAAGGCUGCAAGAAGAUGAAAUGCGACAAGGAUGAGGCACUCUGUAAAGAAGGCAAAGUUGAAGAAAAAGGAAAGAAGGAGGAAAAUCAGAGAAGCCAAGCUUGCAGCAAACCAAUAGAAAGGUGAAUCCUCAUAUGCCAGUGGGAAUUUCAACGAUGUUGACCCUCUUGAUUAUGCUACAUCAUCAUCUAAUGAUGAUGACUAUCCACUAGACUUUUGGCGGACAAUGAUUCCGAGGACAGUGAUUCCGAGGAGAGCGAUGAUGCCCCAUUGGCACAUUUCAUCAGCAAAAGACAAUGA